AUGUCCGAAUCACCUCCGCCUCCGUCUUGGAGCAUCAGCAAUAUGGCCAACAGUGCUGCGCAGUUCAUGCGACUACCCGUUUUGGCCUCUUCUGGUCUGGCCGUGGUUGCAAGUGGACUGCUAUAUUUUAAGCAGAAUGAACUAAUCUACCCCCGCAAUGUCCCCGUGGAUGCACGUACGAAUGUCCCCAGCCCUCGCCAAUUCGGCAUCACCGACUUUGAGGAUCUGCAAAUCCCCACCCCCGACGGCGAGUCCUUGCAUGCGCUCUUCUUGCGCCAGCGACCUGGCCGAUUCGCUCGCAAUGUGACUGUCUUGAUGUUCCACGGAAAUGCUGGAAACAUCGGCCACCGCGUUCCCAUUGCCAAAGCUUUGCAGGAUACGCUCCAGUGCAAUGUUCUCCUACUGGAAUAUCGUGGAUAUGGAAUGUCAACUGGCACACCAGACGAGGUAGGCCUCAAGAUUGAUGCUCAAACGGGCCUUGAUUACCUGCGAAAGCGCGCCGAAACACGAGACACAGAACUUAUUGUCUACGGACAGAGUCUUGGUGGCGCCGUGGCUAUCAACCUUGUUGCGCAUAAUGAGGAGCAAGGAGAUAUCAGUGGGCUUAUUCUGGAGAACACAUUCCUCAGCAUCCGCAAACUGAUCCCUAAUGUAUUUCCCCCCGCGCGUUAUCUGGCGCGUCUCUGCCAUCAAUAUUGGACCAGUGAAGACAUUCUACCUAAGAUUGAGAAGACUCCCAUUCUUUUCUUAAGUGGACUCAAAGACGAGCUUGUCCCCCCCUCGAAUAUGGCCCAAUUAUUUGCUGUUUGCAAGACUCAGUCCAAGUUCUGGCGCACACUCCCGAAUGGCGGCCACAAUGACUCCGUUGCUGAACCGGGUUAUUUCGAGCAUAUUCACUCCUUUGUGACAGAAGAGGUGUUGAAACAUAAAAACUAA
Molecule: messenger RNA, 936 nt
Organism: Penicillium salamii
Lineage: Eukaryota; Fungi; Ascomycota; Eurotiomycetes; Eurotiales; Aspergillaceae
Source: the annotation of a GenBank genome assembly